GUUGUCUGCAAACUGCCCAUGCAUGGACGGACAUGUUUACCGGUGAAAUGAGAGAUAAAUAAAAAAAAAAAUUAAAAAAAUCAAAAAAAAAAAUCAAUUAAGCUUUACAAUUUUCAAGUCGUUCCUCGGACCCAAGUUUUCAGAAAACCGUCUUCGUCUCUGUUUACUUGAGUAGCAUCAUAGCAUCAUUCCCCUCAAUCCUCGACUCUUCAACCACUAUCAGACGUGUGGAUAAAGAAAAGACUGGUGUUGAUCACAAUACCAGCACAUAUCACCAGGCCAUGGUUGGCCCUUCCGUUGUCCAUCUGCCCGAUGGACAGACUUUUACAGUCACCCCGGUCUUUGCGGGUUUCUUUUUCAAGUCGCACGAGCUCACCCACCAGCAUGCAUUCCCAGUCGGCUGGACAGUAGUUCUGCACACUCAGGAAAGUCUAUCAGCCUCGGCCGCUCCAGAAGCCGGCAGCAACGGCAAGGAGAAUGACCAGCAGGACAAUGACGACGAUGACCUGCAGCCGAUCAGGCCCUUCUCCCGUCCAACCCUGCAGGGAGACUGUCUGUUCAUCAGCUCCAUCAGCAACCCUUCCAGCAGCGAGUUUGCGCCGCCGGCCAGUCCGACGCGGCAGAUAGCCAUGAUGCUCUGGGUCACGCUCUACUGGUACUUUCACGAGCCCGCCCCCUCCCCGAUCCUGCCCGCUACGGCACUGUCGGCCUCUACGCCAGAAGCGGGCCGGCCCCGAGGCGAGUGGCGCAUCAACAUCAAGCGCAGCGGCGUGCUGCGUGAGAAGAACCUGCUGCCCAAGCUGGAGAGGAUGGGACUCAUCACCACCCUGGCCUCCUCGGCCGGGCCUGCCGACGGCGACGCUGGGUGGGACGACAUGUUUGUCACCAGGAACGCCUUUUGGCAGAUCCCCGGGAGGCUGUUCCUGUUCACGCUGGCGCCGAAGCCCCGGGACGGCAGCGCCGGCGAUUCCCGCGCCGGCACCCCCUCGGGCAGCAGACCGACCUCCCCCACCGCCAGAUCCACCACCUCAUCGUCGAUGCGCCCGCAGCCCCUCGUGCCGGUGUCGUCGUUCCCCAUGGGUCCCUUCCACAGCUCCGCCCACCUGCCGACCUACUACCCUCCCGCGCCGGCCCAGUACACCACGACCAACGGGGUGCGGCAUCCGAUCCGACCCCGGCCGCCGAGGCAGGGCGAGGUCUUUUACAGCCGCUUCGUGCCCACGGCCGGCGCGUACCUCUCGUUCCGCGUCGCGUCGCGCGACCCCAACCCCGUGCCCUACGGCGGGCCCCUGGGCCCGGGACGCGGGUCCUGCAGGAUCGGCGCGGGGGCCGCCGCCAACGCGCACCUGGCGUCGCUGCCGGACGCGAGCCUGCUGCAGAUGUGGAUGGCCAAGCCGCGCGUGUCGGCGUUCUGGGGCGAGUACACGCCGACGUUCCUGUCCGCGGCGCUCGCGUCGCGCAACUCGUUCCCCGUCGUCGCGCUCUGGGACGGCAUCCCGUUUGCCUACCUCGAGAUCUACUGGCUGCGCGAGGACCCCGUCGCCAGGUGUCUCGGCCCCGGCGCGGUCGACGACUGGGACAGGGGCGUCCACGUCUUUGUCGGCGAGGAGUGGGCCAGGGGAGAGGUCCAGCUGUGGCUGAGCAGCGCCGUCCACUGGAUCCUGGCCGCCGAUUACAGGACCAUGAGCGUCUGCGUGGAGCCCAGGGUCGAUAAUGCCAAGUUCAUUCGACAUCUCCAGGCUGGAGGCUUUGAAAAGGAGGCCGAGCUCACUCUUCCUCAUAAGCAAGCCUGGUUCGGUCGGUUAAGAAGGCAAAAUUGGGAGGGACCAAGUUUAUGUAUGAUGUUGGGCACAGAAAACAUGCAGUCAGCCAGACCAGCGUAAUUUGUGCCAACUACCUUACGUACCUACCUAGCACUUACCUUGCAUACCUUGCCUAGUAAAUAUCCAAUUGAACAGAAGCCCUAUUUCGCGUUUUGAUCGCCUGCUUCUUUACCCAAGCUACUUUUUCAAUUCGUAGCAAAUCUUUAACCUGGUCAAAGUCGAAAAAAUGACGAGUCCAACUCUAGACCAGGUAGAGUAGAAAAGAACCGUUGCUAGGAG
Messenger RNA from Pyricularia oryzae 70-15, 2102 nucleotides. RefSeq names its product aerobactin siderophore biosynthesis protein iucB. NCBI's taxonomy places the organism in Eukaryota, Fungi, Ascomycota, Sordariomycetes, Magnaporthales, Pyriculariaceae. Gene Ontology annotation, biological process: siderophore biosynthetic process. Bases 282 to 1883 code for a protein of 533 amino acids. The record is from RefSeq and is a predicted model, not a curated record. The transcript is spliced from 3 exons.